UGACAUGGGAUCCUGCUCGGAAAUUUUCCUCUCGCCAUUCUCUGCCGUUCCCAUCUCCAGUCUGCAUCUCGAAAUUAGUUUGUCAUUUUCCUUCAGGGCUCUGUUCAGUAAGCAAGCCGUAUCUGGAGUCCUUUACUGCGGGACUUUUCAACGAGGAGAAGGGGUCUGGAUAUUUAUCUGGGUGCAUCGUUUGUUUCCAUUCCUCUCCUCAAACACGGGCAAUAUAGUGGAGAGAAGACGCGAUUGCUUUUAAGGGUGGAGAGUGAUCUGGAUACAAAAUAAGGAGCUUCUUUUCCCCGAUAUUUUCUCUCAAAUGAGCGGAUAUUAGACUCUCUUUAUCUGAGCAUCUUUAUGGAGAAUACAAGUAGCUGUGAUCCCAGCAAUUACAUGGAAUCAAAGUCAAUAUUUCCUUGCAAGAGUAUCUGCAUGUAGAGUGUUUAGUAACCCAAGGACACAAUAUAUAUUUUUUCUUGUUAGGAAAAGACAGUUCUGUGACCAAUAGCAUAUUUUAUGUUUUCAAUGGAAAGAUCUGAAGCGGAUCGCUGCCGCAAACUCGUCAAAAGCUGGACAUGUGGACUGAAGAGUCCAGUGGGAUGUGAAAUGUGAAGCAGUGGGAUUUUAAAAUAGGUUUGACGGAGCGAGCGACAUUUCCAGUUGGGAGGCCCCUGAAGUCCCGCCAGGAGAUGAAGCAGGAGGAUAGUUAGCUUGUUCAGCAAGACCCAUCAAGUAACCUGGCAUCCAUCGGUCUCGGAGCGGUGCCUGGCUAAUCCUUAGCAGCUUAGGACUUUGGAUGAGAGUUGGUGUCUAACCUAAGGCCCACCGUGUUUCUGGUCUCUGCCGCUUUCCUUCCCGGGGACCACAGAGGCUGCGGAGACAGACAGCUGCACGGGGCCUCGACGGGGAUGCUCGGACCAGGGUCGCCUCCGCUGCGGGGUGCCAUGCGGGCCACACAGGUGCUGAUCCUCGCCUCCCUCCUCGCCCCCGCGGCCCUUGCCUUCAGCCGAGCACCCAUCCCCAUGGCCGUGGUGCGGAGGGAGCUGUCCUGCGAGAGCUACCCCAUCGAGCUACGCUGCCCGGGCACCGAUGUCAUCAUGAUCGAGAGCGCCAACUACGGGCGGACGGACGACAAAAUCUGCGACGCCGACCCGGUCCAGAUGGAGAACACGCGGUGCUAUCUGCCUGACGCGUAUAAGAUCAUGUCCCAGCGAUGCAAUAACCGGACGCAGUGCGCCGUGGUCGCUGGACCUGACGUGUUUCCGGAUCCUUGCCCUGGAACAUACAAGUACCUGGAGGUCCAGUACGAAUGUGUCCCUUACAAAGUGGAACAAAAAGUUUUCCUGUGUCCGGGCCUGUUGAGGGGAGUGUACCAGAGCGAGCACCUGUUCGAGUCUGACCAUCAAUCUGGAGCUUGGUGCAAAGACCCACUGCAAGCAUCGGACAAGAUCUACUACAUGCCGUGGACCCCCUACAGGACGGACACGCUGACGGAGUACUCGUCCAAGGAGGACUUCAUCGCUGGCAGACCCACCACCACGUACAAACUGCCCCACCGCGUGGACGGGACGGGCUUCGUGGUGUACGAUGGGGCGCUGUUCUUCAACAAGGAGCGCACGCGCAACAUCGUCAAGUACGACCUCCGCACACGUAUCAAGAGCGGCGAGGCCAUCAUUGCCAGCGCCAACUACCACGACACCUCGCCCUACCGCUGGGGGGGUAAAUCGGAUAUCGACCUCGCGGUGGACGAGAAUGGACUGUGGGUGAUCUAUGCCACGGAACAGAAUAAUGGCAAGAUCGUUAUUAGCCAGUUAAAUCCGUACACCCUACGCAUCGAAGGCACCUGGGAGACAUCGUAUGACAAGCGAUCUGCCUCCAACGCCUUCAUGAUAUGCGGAAACCUCUACGUGGUGAAGACGGUCUACGAAGAUGAUGACAACGAAGCCACGGGGAAUAAGAUUGAUUACAUCUACAGCACGGAGCACAGCAAGGAGGGUUACCUCGACAUUCCCUUCCCAAACUCCUACCAGUAUAUCGCAGCUGUGGAUUACAAUCCAAGAGACAAUUUGCUGUAUGUGUGGAACAACUAUCACGUUGUGAAAUACUCGCUGGAUUUUGGGAUAUUGGAUAACCGACUGGAGUCGUCCUCCUCAGUGCUGGUGUACAUGGACACGACCACAGCAAGAACAACCACCCGGCCGACUCCUCUCGUCACCAUCACCAGGACGUUCACCACGUCCACGGCCAACCCACGCGGCAGGAGCACCACCACUGUGUCGCCAGCAGAGGGCAACAGACUGGAGCUCACCACGCGGCCGCCGUUCGUUUCGCAGCUGCCCAACAUAGCCGUGGACUACUGCAGCCCGGUGGAGGAGGCUGACGUUUCCUGGCCAAAAACGCACCAGGGACAGGUUGCUAAGCAGCCAUGCCCUGCCGGAACAAUAGGGGUUGCUACCUACACAUGCCUGCCGCACGAUGGGUACUGGGAUCCUCAAGGGCCGGACCUCAGCAACUGCACCUCGCCUUGGGUCAGCCACAUAACGCAAAAGAUGAGGAUAGGGGAGACGGCGGCCAUCAUCGCCCGGGAGCUCUCAGAGCAGACCAAGAGCCACAUCCACCCGGGGGACAUCUUAUAUGUGGUGAAGGCCAUGGGCCAGCUGGUGGACCUGCUGGACGUCCAGCUCCGUAACCUCACCCCCGGGGGAAAGGACAGUGCGGCUCGCAGCCUGAACAAGCUGCAGAAACGGGAACGCUCCUGCCGAUUUUUCGUACAGGCCAUGGUGGAGACGGUUAAUAAUCUGCUGCAACCCCAGGCCCAGGCGGCCUGGAGGGAGCUCUCCGCCAUCGAUCAGCUGAGAGCCGCCACCAUGCUCCUCGACACGGUGGAAGAGGGGGCCUUCAUGCUGGCAGACAACCUGCUCAAGACAGACAUUGUGCAGGAGAGCACAGAGAACAUCCAGCUGGAAGUGGCAAGAUUGAGCACAGACGGACACUUGAUGGACCUGAGAUUCCCUCAGUCUGAAGGACAUGGGAACUCGAUUCGAUUGUCUGCGAGCACCUUAAAGCAACAUGGAAAAAAUGGAGAGAUUCGGAUGGCCUUCGUUUUAUACAAGAACCUGGGAGCUUAUCUGUCGACGGAGAAUGCUAGCAUGAAACUGGGAGGUGAGGCCAUGGCCGCCAACUACUCUGUCAUCGUCAACUCUCCGGUCAUCACUGCAGCCAUUAACAAGGAGAGCAACAGAGUGUAUCUGACAGAGCCUGUUGUCUUCACCGUGAAGCACCUGCAGCAUUCUGAGGAGAACUUCAACCCAAACUGCUCGUUCUGGAGUUACUCGAAGCGGACGAUGAUAGGAUACUGGUCGACGCAAGGCUGCCGGUUACUGGGCACCAACAGAACACAUACUACCUGCUCCUGUACCCACCUCACCAACUUCGCCGUCCUGAUGGCCCACGUUGAGGUUAAGAAUGUGGACCCUGUUCACGAGCUCCUGCUGGACGUCAUUACCUGGGUGGGAAUCCUGCUGUCCCUUGUCUGCCUGCUCAUCUGCAUCUUUACCUUCUGCUUCUUCCGGGGCCUUCAAAGCGAUCGCAACACCAUCCAUAAGAAUCUCUGCAUUAGCCUCUUCGUCGCCGAGUCGCUGUUCCUCGUCGGGAUCAAUAGAGCUGAUCAGCCAAUCGCCUGUGCCGUCUUCGCCGCCCUCCUGCACUUCUUCUUCCUGGCUGCUUUCACCUGGAUGUUCUUGGAGGGCGUGCAGCUCUACAUCAUGCUGGUGGAGGUGUUCGAGAGUGAGCAUUCCCGCAGGAGGUACUUCUAUCUGGUGGGCUACGGCGUCCCGGCCUUGAUCGUGGCCGUGUCCGCCGCCGUGGAUUACCGCAGCUACGGGACAGACCGAGUGUGCUGGCUCCGACUCGACACCUACUUCAUCUGGAGUUUCAUAGGUCCGGCUACGUUGAUAAUUAUGCUCAACGUGAUCUUCCUUGGGGUGGCCCUGUACAAAAUGUUCCAUCAUACAGCCAUUUUAAAGCCAGACUCUGGCUGCUUGGACAACAUAAAGUCCUGGGUAAUAGGUGCCAUUGCUCUUCUCUGUCUUCUGGGAUUGACCUGGGCGUUUGGACUGAUGUACAUCAAUGAGAGCACAGUCAUCAUGGCCUACCUCUUCACCAUAUUCAACUCCCUGCAAGGGAUGUUCAUCUUCAUUUUUCAUUGUAUUCUGCAAAAAAAGGUCCGAAAGGAAUAUGGCAAGUGUCUGCGCACUCAUUGCUGUAGCGGCAAGAGCGUGGAGACUUCUAUCGCCUCCGGGAAAAGCACGGCUUCCCGGACCCCCGGCCGCUACUCGACAGGAUCACAGAGUCGAAUCCGCCGGAUGUGGAACGACACUGUCAGGAAGCAGUCCGAGUCCUCUUUCAUUACCGGCGACAUAAACAACUCGGCCACACUCAACCGAGGUGCCAUGGCUAACCAACUUAUAACUAAUGCCCUGCUACGACCCCAUGGCACUAAUAAUCCCUAUAACACUUUGCUUGGGGAAUCAGCGGUCUAUAACAACCCAUCUGUGAGCAUGUACAACACGCAAGCCCCCUACAGAGAGACAAAGGGAAUCCUGAACAAUGCCAGGGAUACAAGUGUCAUGGAUACUCUACCACUGAAUGGUAACCAUGGCAACAGCUACAACAUGGCCGGUGGUGAAUACAUGAGCGACUGCGUUCAAAUCAUCGACCGCAGCUAUAACCACAAGGAGACGACGCUAGAGAAAAAGAUCCUGAAGGAACUCACCUCCAACUACAUCCCCUCCUAUCUGAACAACCACGAGCGACCCAGCGAGCAGAACCGGAACCACGUCAACAAGCUAGUUAACAACCUUAGCAACGGUAGUAAGGAUGACCCCGUUGUCCGGGACAACCCCGUCACCUUCAACCAUGAGGAGGCCCUAGGUCUGGAGCUCAUCCGGGAGGAGUCCAAUGCACCCCUGCUCCCACAGCGGGUCCAGUCCACUGGGCCCCACCAGCCCCAUUUCCCUAGGAGGAGGGUCCCACAGGAGAACAGUGACAGUUUUUUCCCCCUGCUCACCAGCGAGCACACCGAGGAAUCCCAGUCGCCAAACAGGGACUCGCUGUACGCCAGCAUGCCGGUGCUCACUGACCUACCUGAUGGAGAAGCGGGUGACGGUAAGGACCAGGAGGAGCUCUCCACUUGUCAAGGCACUGAGGCGGAAGACGUGUACUAUAAAAGCAUGCCGAACUUGGGCUCCCGAGACCAUGUUAACCAGCUGCAUAAUUACUACCAAAUGGGAAGAGGCGGCAGUGAUGGGUUUAUAGCUCCUACUAACAAGGAAGAUUCAUCUCCUGAAGAACCCAGCCAGGAGCCCUCGCAUCUAGUCACUAGCCUAUAGAUGGCAGUCCCUUCCAGUCGUUUCCUGUUCCGAAUCAACUGUCUGCAAUUGUAGAUUUUUUUAUUCUUUUUUUUUUUUUUUUGUUCCUUUCCCGGAAAUUCUGCAAACGUUAAUGCAAUCGAAGUACUGAUAAACACGGCGACUUACAGAUUUGUCAGUCGGUGUAAGACUUGAAGCCUUUCGGUCGUGAAGAAAACGGUUUGCUGAAUGAACAGACGAUAUGAAUCCUACUCGUUACUUUUAUGUCUGCAUCCAGCCGUCGUUUUUGCCAAGCCGUACAAGGGCACGAUAUCCGAACUAUAAAGAACCCUGGAGCCGUCUGCUCACCUGGAUAUUUCUCACUUCACUUUUCUGUCAUUUUCUUGGUUGCCCCAAGGACUCCUUUGAAGGGGUCAGACAAGGAACAACUUUAUUAUUCUUUCAUCUCUGCUAAGCGUCUACGACAUCCCAAAGGAGUUACAGACAACAACCCAAACUGUUUGCUGUUAGCUGAGUGUGUAGAUGAAACAAAAACAAAGUUAAAACUAUUUUAUUAUACUUCUGUAUCCAUGGCUUUUUAAAAUUUCUUCCUAUCUGGUGAUUUAUAGGAAAUUUUGCUGUGGCGUUCCUGCAAGUUUAGCAAAACUGAUCUUUUGGGGGAAAAAAAAAAAAACAUGAAGGGACUCUGUUGUACUGUAUAUGCUAAAACAGCAUAUUUUAUGUUUUUGCUGUAAUAAUUCCAAUUAUAAAUGGAUUAAAAACUAAUUACAGAGAAUUAUAAUGAAUUUCUAUGUAAAUAUACAGAUACUAGCAUUGCACAUUAUAGUAUGCUUUUUAUUUUCCUCUGGAGCCUUUGUCCCUGUAAAUGUAUUAAUAGACUAUUAAUUUUCUAUUGUGCUGGUAUUUGGACAUUAUUUCUCCCAGUAGGAGCAUUUUUUUUCUCUUCUUCCUAUUGUUAUUUUUCCUACAAACAAACAAACAAACAAACAAAAAAGACUCACUGAAUAAACACUUUAUGAUGAUCCUUUUCUAUCAUUGUAACCACUGAUGUUUUCAAAAUUGUUUUCGGUUUUUUUCGUUAUGAUUAUUUUUUUCACCGCGUUGAUUUAAACGAAACACUUUCACGGCAAAUCCAACAACACUGCGCGACAGGUAUUAUCAGGCACGGUACAAGAUUCACGGUUCUCUGGAGGGAGGUCGCAGAUUGUUCAAGUAAGCUACAUGCUGCAACACAGACUGUAAAAGGAUAAACGUGAAAAGAAUAAAAACAAAGGCAAGUACAUUCAUGAGGGAUUCAUUGCAUUAUUUAUUUGUUCAAAAGAAACAAAGUUUUAAACAAAAUGUUGAAUUUCAAAUGGUGAAAGAACAGCACAUAGUUUUUUUCAUUGUUAAUAAUAUGAUUGACUAUUAUUUAUUCAUUUUGUAUUGGUUCCAAGCUGAAUGACCUCAUAGCUAAUAUUUGUUGUAAAAGUGGAAUUUGUUUGCCGAAGAAUAAAUUACUGGAUAAGACUUACAACAUAAUAUUCAUAACGGUUUGUGUUUUUUUUUUUUUUUUCCUGUGAGCCUCACCAAAUGUGGAUGGUGGAUGAGAACAACCAGGAUGUUAAGAGAGCUUUCAACAGUUAAAUAAAGCAGAGAUGGAAUAAACAA
Paramormyrops kingsleyae is the source of this 7013-nucleotide messenger RNA. NCBI's taxonomy places the organism in Eukaryota, Metazoa, Chordata, Actinopteri, Osteoglossiformes, Mormyridae. The record is from RefSeq and is a predicted model, not a curated record.